Anthostomella pinea is the source of this 774-nucleotide messenger RNA. The record is from the annotation of a GenBank genome assembly. NCBI's taxonomy places the organism in Eukaryota, Fungi, Ascomycota, Sordariomycetes, Xylariales, Xylariaceae.
AUGGCGGCGGCAGCGGCGACAAAGAGUUUCCGAACAGGAACGAAGCAGAUAUUCCUGCCCGACCACAUGAUCACAUUCCUCCGACCGAAAGACAACCAGCCGCCGCAAUUCGCGACAUUCAAGGUGCCGCUGACGUUCAACAAGCUGGACAUCCGCGACUACCUGCUGCAUGCCUACGACGUGUCGGUGAAAGGGGUGCGGUCGCAGCUGCGCCAGCAGAAGCCGCGGCGCUCCGCCAUCCACCAUCGCGUGUCCCGGCCCGCGCCCAUCAAGACCAUGACGGUCGAGCUGGCUUCGCCAUUCGUGUGGCCGGCGCGCCCGGCCGACACGGAGGCCUGGGAUAGUGAUGCUGUGGUGAAGAGGGCAGAGGGCCUGAAGCGCCAGCGCGCGUGGAGCGUCCAGAUCCAGAAGACGGGCAAGAUGCCGCUGCGCGAGCAGACGGGGCCGGAUGCGGCGAGGUUGGCGCUGCGGGAUGAGGCGAGGAGGUUGUUGAGGGAGGGCGGGUGGCAGAAUAAGAGGGUGCUGGAUGUUAGGUUUGGGGUCAAGCCGACGCCGGCGGAUGGGGCGGUGAGGGACCUGGCAAAGGAUACGAAGGUCGUCGAGCAGGGGGAGGACGGGAUGAAUAUGGGCGAGAUGCAGAAGGUCAUUGAGGGCAUGCAGGCUGGUGCUGGUGGCAAGAAGGCCGAUUUGGAGGGGGCGCGGAAGAGCGCGCUGGAGGUGAAGAAGACGCCGCUGCUUGAGCGUGGGAUGGGACGCCGAACCGAUGGGAGGUAG